Molecule: messenger RNA, 2849 nt
Organism: Lotus japonicus
Lineage: Eukaryota; Viridiplantae; Streptophyta; Magnoliopsida; Fabales; Fabaceae
Product: cation/H(+) antiporter 15-like
Exons: 3
Coding region: 252-2732 (826 amino acids)
Biological process (GO): regulation of pH; proton transmembrane transport
Cellular component (GO): endomembrane system; membrane
Molecular function (GO): antiporter activity
Source: RefSeq, a predicted model, not a curated record
AAUUCAAUACAUCACCUAAGAAGAAAGUAACUCUCCUUUAUUCCUGUCUCUCCCAUAUUUCCCAGAAAAAACCACAAGCAAAGGGUGCCUGCACUGCACCUUUUGUUUGUGCCUGCAAUAUUCUUUAUAACUCUGGACAGGGAAGACAACAAUUAAUGCCUUGCACAUCACAAAAGGAGGCUAUGUGACAAUAAUUAAAAGCAUUUAGCUAGGGUCAUUGCUUGUGUUCUUCAUAUUGGAAAAAACAAAACAUGGAUAACUCAACGAUGGCUCUGCUAAACACAUCAGAUAAAUCAAUAGUUUGCUACACACCAACCAUGACAACAACAAAUGGUGUGUGGCAGGGAGACAACCCUUUAGAAUUCUCCCUCCCUCUCUUCAUCUUGCAAUUAACGUUAGUUGUUGUUGCCACACGUUUAUUUGUUUUCAUCCUCAAGCCCUUUCACCAACCUCGCGUCAUUGCUGAAAUCAUGGGUGGAUUGCUUUUAGGCCCAUCAGUGCUAGGUAGAAAUGAAAAAUUUGCCGAUGCAGUAUUCCCUCUAAAAAGUGCAAUGGUGCUGGAAACAAUGGCAAACAUAGGCCUCAUCUACUUCCUCUUCCUAGUUGGGUUAGAGAUGGACAUGUCAAUUGUCAAACGCACAGGGAAAAAGGCAGUGUUCAUAGCUGUUGGUGGCAUGGUAUUGCCCUUCAUUGUUGGUGUUGGAUCCUCCUUUAUUUUAGCUGCUGAAGACAAGAACACAAGCAAAAGCGGCUAUGUCGUCUAUCUCGGUAUAGUUUUAUCCGCCACCGCCUUCCCGGUUCUUGCUCGCAUGCUCGCUGAGCUCAAGCUUGUCAGCACAGAGCUUGGAAGGCUUGCCCUCUCAACAUCACUCAUCAAUGAUGUGUGUGCAUGGAUUUUGCUUGCUCUGGCUAUUGCUUUAUCAGAGCCAAGUACUAACUCCAUGGUCUCAGUUUGGGUUGUGUUGUCAAACAUUGUUUUCGUUGCUUUCUGCUUUCUUGUUGUUAGGCCAGCAGUGACAUGGUUGAUCAAGAGAACUCCAGAAGGAAAACCCUUCAGUGAGUUCCAAAUAUGUGUUGUGCUCACUGGUGUUAUGAUCUCAGCUUUCAUCACAGAUGUUCUAGGAACACAUUCUGUUUUUGGAGCUUUUGUGUAUGGCUUGGUGAUUCCAAAUGGCCCGCUUGGAGCUGCUAUAAUAGAAAAGCUAGAAGACUUUGUUUCCGGGCUUUUACUCCCUCUCUUUUAUGCAAUUAGUGGGCUUAAGACUGAUGUCACCUUAAUCAGUGGCACUUCUGCAUGGUCAUUUACAGUCAUGGUGAUUCCUCUUGCUUUCUUAGGCAAGAUCCUUGGGACUCUUAUUAUUUCACUCCUUUUCCAGAUACCAACUCGUGAUGGAGUUGUUCUUGGUUUACUUAUGAACACCAAAGGCCUUAUUGAAAUGAUUGUGCUCAAUAUUGGGAGGGAACAAAAGGUCUUGGGGGAUGAAGUGUUCUCAAUUAUGGUUCUUGUAACUCUUAUAAUGACAGCAGUCAUUUCACCUAUUGUAACAUUGAUCUACAAGCCAAGAAAAAGGCUCAUACCUUAUAAGAAGAGAUCAGUGCAAAGUUCAAGACUUGAUGCAGAGUUAAGGGUGCUGGUGUCUAUCCACACCCCAAGAAAUGUCCCAACAGUGAUCAACCUCCUUGAAGCAACACACCCCAACAAAAGAUCUCCCAUAUGUGCUUAUGUUCUUCACCUAGUUGAGCUCACAGGAAGAGCUUCUGCCAUGCUUGCUGUCCAUGCUAACAGACAAUCAGGAGGACCAGCACUCAACAAAACACAAGCACAAACAGACCAAAUUAUAACAGCAUUUCAGAAUUUCCAGGAACAUGUUGGCUAUGUCUCAGUGCAGCCCUUAACAGCAAUCUCCCCUUACUCCACAAUGCAUGAAGACAUAUGCAAUUUGGCAGAGGAGAAAAGGGUGGCUGUCAUCAUCAUUCCUUUCCACAAACAACAAACAGUUGAUGGAGACAUGCAGGACACAAACCCUGCAUUCAGAAUGGUGAACCACAAUUUGUUACAGAACUCUCCUUGCUCAGUUGGGAUACUUGUGGACAGAGGACUAAACGGUUCGAACCGGUUAACCGCGAAUCAACAACCUCAUCAGGUGGCAGUUUUGUACUUUGGAGGACCAGAUGAUAGAGAGGCAUUGUCCUAUGGAUGGAGAAUGUCAAGGCAUCCAAGGGUUCGCCUGACUGUGAUGCAUUUCAUUCCAAGCAAGGAAAAUGAGACUAAUUUAGAGGAGGAUCAAAUAAAAAUUGGGAAGGAUAACUUAAUAGAUGAGGAGUACAUUAAAGAGUUCAGGAAGGUAACUGCAAAUGAUGAAUCAAUUGUUUACAUGGACAAAGUUGUGAACAAUGGGGAGGAAACAGUAUCAGCAAUAAGAGCAAUGAACAAUGUGAAUGACUUGUUUAUAGUUGGGAGAGGUCAAGGGACAUGUUCACCAUUAACAAAUGGACUCACAGAUUGGAGUGAGUGUCCUGAGUUGGGAGCCAUUGGAGAUUUGUUAGCUUCUUCAGACUUUGAAACAACAGCUUCAGUGUUGGUGAUGCAUCAGUAUGUUGGGCUAGGGCCAAAUGGUGAGGAUGUUUAUGUGACAGAGAGACCGUGGCAAACAAAUGAAAACCAUGCCAUGAAACAACAACAACAUAUGGCAAGAUAUUCGUCAGUGCAAUGGGGGCCAACUCUUUUGUGACAUUUCCUUGUUUGCGAUUUUGAUGUCAUGAGUAAUGAAGCAAAAAGUUCGGGAUUUAUUCAUUUACACAUAACUUUCUAUUCCAUCUUAUAUUCAAUUAAUUCUUCUCUUCUCAUA